AUGAGGGUACUCACUUUCUUGUUCGUCACUCUUGUCGCCCUCGCCACUGUUAUGCAAGCCCAACGCUACGAUCGGGCCAUCUACGAGGCACUUCUGAACGACUUGGAACGGGAAUUCGUCGAGCGCGACUUGGCGGAACGUGUGCUCGCUAAACGAGAGCUCUCUCGACAGGACCGAAUGGAACUUACUGAUCGUGUGCGUCGAGCGUCGGAAAAGAAGUCGUAUCCACGCAACUGCUACUUCUCGCCAAUUCAAUGCCUUUUCACGCGGAACUAG
Molecule: messenger RNA, 276 nt
Organism: Caenorhabditis briggsae
Lineage: Eukaryota; Metazoa; Nematoda; Chromadorea; Rhabditida; Rhabditidae
Exons: 2
Coding region: 1-276 (91 amino acids)
Source: RefSeq, a predicted model, not a curated record